Messenger RNA from Tetranychus urticae (two-spotted spider mite), 2761 nucleotides. NCBI's taxonomy places the organism in Eukaryota, Metazoa, Arthropoda, Arachnida, Trombidiformes, Tetranychidae. The record is from RefSeq and is a predicted model, not a curated record.
UAUUAUUAAUACACCAUUGAAUCUCAACAGUUGCUUUUUUUACCUAGCAAACUCUUUUAUUUUUAACAUUCACUCAACUUUCAUUAAAGUGUUAUCAACCAAAUCACCACAAAAUUGUGUUCUUCUUUCAAUUAAUCAAUCAUUUCAUGAUACUUAACAUGUUUAACAAUCAAUAACAACACAAGACCAAAAAAACACACCAAAAAACACUAAAAAUCAUCAACAGCAACAUCAUAAGAAUCAGUUGCCAUCAUCAGUUUAUGGUAAACCUUUUAACCUUUCAUUCCCUUUUUUUAACCUGUUGCUACUGUAACCAACAAACCAAGCUAAUCAUCUUAAUAUCAGUUGAUUUUUCAAAUCAAAUUAACAUUGGUUGAUGAUGAAGAUUACAAUAUGCCUUGACAACCUUGUAAAUUGAAGCGUUUUUGUGCCUUUUUACAGUCCUUUUGUUUUACAAAAAAAGUUGAAUCUUUUGUUUUCAUAUUUUUGCUGGAUUCAGAUGAAUUUCACCAAAUUAAUGCUCAAAGAAUCAUCAACAACAAUUGACGAAUGAGUUCAACAACAAAGGUGAAUCCCAAGUCAUUUAUUUCAAUGAUUAAACAACAUCAUCAAGGGUAAAAAAUGAUUGGCUAAAAAAUGUUAAGCUUGAUGUAGAUGUUAAACCCAAAACACCUAAUAGUGUUAAAUCAAAUCUAACCAAGAUUGGUUACAACUCUAAAGGAUCUUCAAUAUUGACAUUUCUUAAUUGUGUUCAUCAUAAUCAUCAUCAUUAAAUCGCUGGAUUCAAGGGAAAACCUAUUCACAUUGAAAAGAAAACCAUUGAAAAGUAAACAAACAAGAUUGGAAGCUGAUUACCCAAACCUUCACAAUUGAUCACCAUGCCAUCUCUACCAACCAUAAGCACCAUUGAACCGUUACCUGCGGUUAAAAAGGCACCAGUUGAACCUGUGGAUGACACCAAGUCAGCUCUAAAAGAGAUGUUACUUCCCAUCAUGUUGAGUGGCUUUGGUAAUAUGGGUGCUGGAAUGGUUUUGGAACGAGUCCAGUUUAUGGACAUUUUCAUGGCCAUACCACAGUUGAUUCAACUGGUUCCACCAUUACUUGGCCUUAAGGGUAACGUUGAGAUGACUCUUGCUUCCCGUUUAUCAACCCAUGCAAAUCUUGGUCACUUUUCCGAUGCACCAACAAGAAGACGAAUCAUUGUUGGUAACAUUGCUUUAUGCCAGUUUCUAGCAACUGGAGUCGGUUUCAUAGCACCAAUAAUUUCUCUCCUCUUGUCGCACAUUCAAUUUUCUGUUGCCCCCGAGACAGCCUUAAACCCGUCAACAACAACUGCACCAGGAGCAAUACCAGGAGUUGUAUCAGAACCUUUUCUGUCAUCUGGUUCAAUGGCUGACCAUUUAAAGGCAACCUCUUUAUCAGCCUCAUCAAUGGUCCAAUUUGAUAUUGAACCCAAUCCAAAUGACUUUGGAUCUCCGUUAUUGGCCAAAGGUAUUUUGAUCUCGGCAAUUUUUCUGGCCACCUCGGGACUUGCUGAUAUAAUCCUAUCUUCAACAAUAACAGCGGUUGUCUUCAUUUCAUCUCAAAUUUUGGGUAUUAAUGCUGAUAAUGUGGCCACUCCAAUUGCUGCUUCAGUGGGUGAUUUGAUGACCAUGGUUUUCCUGGUUUACGUUGCCAAAGGCCUCUACAACUUAUCACUCAUUGCCGUUUGGACACCCAUGAUUCCGCUGCUUCUUUGGACAGUUAUUCUCAUCUGUACUGGUAUCAUUGCUCGUCGCAACUCUUUCACCAGGUCAAAGGUUUUCCAUGGUUGGACGCCACUGGUUGUAGCCAUGUUGAUCCAAAAUGUUUCUGGUAUUGUCAUGGAAACAAGUCUUCGACGAUUUCCUAAGAUGGCCAUUUACCAGCCAAUUAUCAAUGGUUUUGGUGGUAAUUUAGUUGCUAUACAAAGCUCACGUGUGGCUACUUACCUUCAUAAACAUGCACAUAAACGGGAAUUGGUCAAUGAAACGGAUUCAUGUUGUCAUUCACCCUUAUUUUUCUUUUUUGGUGACGGUCAACAUGGUAGAUUAGCGUUCUUGAUGGUCCUUUUGGCUGGUCCAAUUCAACUUCCAUUGGUUUUAAUUUCAACCUUAUUAUCGGCAACCUCGCAAAUUACAUUUGCACAAUUGUUAACUUAUUAUGUUUGUGCGACAAUCCAAGUUAUUAUCAUUCUUUACAUUGGUUAUUGUUUUGUCAAUUUACUUUGGCUACUUGGUGCCAAUCCAGAUGAUAACGCAAUACCAAUAUUAACAGCGUUAGCUGAUCUUUUGGGUACCAUUGUACUGGUUUCGGGUUACAUGUUUUUAAAUUCAAUUGGAGAUGUAAAUGCUUCUCAUUUUGAUGAAGGUUUAUUGGCGAGUAAAUCAAUCGCUUCAAUUGUUUACAAUGCAACAUCAACAUUGAAUAUAACUAAUGGUACAACUAGUUUAUCGCCAUCAUCGGGUCCCUUCAUUGAGCUAACUAAUAUAACAUCAAUCUUGUCAACGACAAUGGCUCCGUUUUCAGUGACAAACAAAUUAGCUUCAUCGUUGAUUGCCAAUUUAACAACACUAGCUCCAAUCAAUAUAACAAUCUGAAAUGAGGCUUUUUUAAUUGCUUUUUCCCUUCUUUUUGCGUCUUUUACAGCAGUAUUUUACUCAUUUAGAAUAAUUAUUGAGAUGAAAAAUAUUAUUAUCACAAUUAUUGUUUUUAUUAAUAAAACAAUUUAUAGACAUUCAAA